AUGGAUCAGAAAACCCAGAUGUCAGUACAAAAUCAAGGCCCCCAAUCCGAGGUAGCAUCCUCAAAAAACAAAGCCAAGUCCAAAGGUAUUGCUGAUCCAAAAACCCAGGGAAAAUCCAGCAGGAUUGCUCACUCUGGAUCAUCCGGUGGCCUUGAGGUUCGAAGACGAAUUCCUUUAAAGCUCAUUUCUAAGCAGGUGAGUAAAAGCAAUGUGUCUCAUAUUCCAAGGACUAUGAAUGGGUCGCCUGCUGGUGGAAAAGAAUUUGAACGUAAUGGAGGAGGGCGGUAUGACUGUAAAGGGGGUGAGCUAUUGGGAAGAAAGAAAACAUUUCCUAAAUGCGUUUGGGAGGACUUUAAGAUAAACAUCAUAGGUGAAAAGUUUGAUUUACCAGUUCAUUUCUGUGACAAAUGUGAUUUGCCUUUUAAAAUCUAUGGGCGUAUAAUUCCGUGCAAGUAUCUUUUUUGCUAUGACUGUGCUAAUUUAUAUGAAAGAAAAGGAGGUAAGAUAUGACCAGGCUGUAGUAUUCCUGUGCUGCGAAUUGUGGAGCAUACACGAGGUUCUGUCUUCAUGUGUAGCGCUGGCCAAGAGUGCAGGAAAACUUAUUUGUCUCAAAGAGAGUUAGAAGCUCGUAUCAACUACCACCAUAAGAGAGCUAAAUAA
Messenger RNA from Aethalodelphis obliquidens (Pacific white-sided dolphin), 660 nucleotides. It is a transcript of the gene CBLL2, whose product is annotated as Cbl proto-oncogene like 2. Gene Ontology annotation, biological process: protein ubiquitination; regulation of cell adhesion. Gene Ontology annotation, molecular function: ubiquitin protein ligase activity. The record is from RefSeq and is a predicted model, not a curated record. NCBI's taxonomy places the organism in Eukaryota, Metazoa, Chordata, Mammalia, Artiodactyla, Delphinidae.